This is a messenger RNA of Oryzias latipes (Japanese medaka), 3712 nucleotides long. It is a transcript of the gene rxfp2a, whose product is annotated as relaxin family peptide receptor 2a. Gene Ontology annotation, biological process: activation of adenylate cyclase activity; hormone-mediated signaling pathway; adenylate cyclase-activating G protein-coupled receptor signaling pathway. Gene Ontology annotation, cellular component: plasma membrane. Gene Ontology annotation, molecular function: G protein-coupled peptide receptor activity; protein binding. The record is from RefSeq and is a predicted model, not a curated record. Lineage: Eukaryota; Metazoa; Chordata; Actinopteri; Beloniformes; Adrianichthyidae.
CCAGAGAGAGAAGGAGAGCAGGAGAGUGAGAGAAAUCAUGCGCCGCAGCGCUUCGUUUUCUUCCACUUUGGUUUCGCGCUCGGCUGGAUGUCACUGCCUUUACGCGCGGAGCUCCUCUUCCUCUGAAUUACUCUUCUACCUUCUUUCUGUCGUGGUGGUAAUACCGGCUUCAUUGGGACAAACCUGGAUUAGUGGACCGACAGAUUUCGGAUUCUGACCGAGGCGGCGCAGUCCGAGGAAAAUGACUGGGGACAAACUUCACAGAGUCAGAAUGGACGUCCCUGCCAUCAUUUUGCUCAUCCACCUGACACAAACUCACAUCAAAGUGUCUGAGGCCAGCAAGGGGGGAGAAGAAGCUCCAUGUCCACUGGGUCAUUUCCCGUGUGGGAAUAUGAGCGUGUGUCUGCCUCAGGCUCUGCACUGCAACGGACACAACGACUGUCCCAACAAAGCUGACGAGUUACUCUGCGGUGACAACAUUGGACUUGCAGACUUAAUCAGUGAAAAACUAAGAAACAGACCUGUUGUCUCUGAACCAGUCACCCAGAAUGAAUGUUUCCUACAGGAGUAUCCAGAGAGAUGUGACUGCACCCAGACAGACGUUGAAUGUGUGAAGGUCGGCCUUCAGGAAGUGCCUGUGCUCUCCCCCAACGUUACGUGGCUGUCUCUUAAGAACAAUAAAAUCCAAAGACUGCCUGAUUUUGUUUUUUCGGAGUACAACGCCCUCGAGAGAUUAUUUCUUCAAAACAACAGCCUCCAGUUUGUGUCUAAGCAUGCAUUCAGUGGCCUGCACAGUCUGAAGAAGCUGUUUCUCAGUGAGAACUUAAUAUCUUCGCUUAGCCCCGGUGUAUUCAGGGAUCUGAAUCAGCUGGAGUGGCUAAUGUUGGAUCAUAAUCCUUUGGGUGGCUUGUCCCCGGACACCUUUAUUGGACUCCAUUCUCUAAUGUACCUAUCCAUGGUGCACACUUCCCUGCAGCAGCUCCCUCAUCCUAGCUUCUGUCAGCACAUGCCAGCCUUGGAUUAUCUGGAUCUGGAGGGAAAUCACAUUGAGACUCUUAACUAUUCCAUCCUAAAGACAUGCAGCAAACUCGAAGUUUUAUUACUGAUGGACAACAAGAUUAGAAGAGUUCCUGAAAACACAUUUCAGUCUUUGUGGAAGCUGGCUGAACUUAACCUUUCCAGCAACAGAAUAAAGGAGCUACCAAAGAAUACAUUUAAGAACCUCUCCAAGUCCCUCUUAAAACUGAAUAUAUCCUACAACACCCUUCUUCGGAUUCACCCAGCCCACUUCAGCCACCUGACACACCUUCAGUCCCUAGCAGUGGAAGGAAUUGAGAUCCCAGAUAUUCAGACGAAGAUGUUUCUUCCAAUGAGGAACUUGUCUCACAUCUACUUCAAAGUGUUCCAGUACUGCUCUUAUGCUCCUCAUGUCAGAUCCUGCAAACCCAACACUGACGGCAUCUCGUCAUUUGAGGACCUGCUGGCUAACAUGGUGCUUCGUGUGUCCGUCUGGGUCAUGGCUUUUAUUACAUGCUUUGGCAAUCUGCUUGUCAUUGGCAUGAGAUCACUGAUUCGUGCAGAAAACAACCUGCAUGCUGUCUGCAUCAAAGUCCUUUGCUGUGCGGACUGCCUCAUGGGUGUCUACCUGUUUUUCGUCGGGGUGUUUGAUGUAAAAUUCCGCGGGCAGUACAACAGAAAUGCCCUGCAGUGGAUGGAAAGCGUGGAGUGUCGCACUAUUGGAUUCCUCGCCAUGCUUUCAUCUGAGGUGUCUGUUCUCCUCCUGACUUACCUGACUCUAGAGAAAUUUCUGGUCAUUGUCUUUCCGUUCAGCAACCUACGCCCAGGCAAACUUCAGACAGUAGUGAUCCUGUCUUCCAUAUGGCUGAUGGGAUUCAUUAUAGCAGCUGUGCCUCUUAUGAACGAGGAGAUCUUUGGGAACUACUAUGGACGCAAUGGGGUUUGCUUUCCUCUACACUCUGACAGACAAGAAAAGCCAACAGCCAAAGGCUAUUCCACAGGAAUUUUUCUGGGGUUAAACCUGGUGGCCUUUUUGGUGAUAACCAUGUCCUACUCCAGCAUGUUCUACAACAUUUACAAAACCGGCAUCAACGCCACAGACUUGCGGAGCAGACUACACAAAGAUGUUGCUGUGGCCAACAGGUUUUUCUUCAUCGUGUUCUCUGAUGCCCUCUGCUGGAUUCCUAUAUUUUUGGUGAAAGUUCUCUCACUGUUGGAGGUGGAGAUACCUGGAACCAUCUCCAGCUGGGUUGUGAUCUUUGUCCUUCCAAUCAACAGUGCCUUAAAUCCCAUCUUAUACACACUAACAACAAGUUUCUUCAGAGAACAGGUGGAGGUUUUGUUAUGCCGGUGGCAGAGGAGACAUACACUGAAAAAAGACCGUAAAAGCCUCACCUCCUCCACCAUUUUUAUGGAAACGUCGAGGCCGCCUUGCUGCCAGCCGCCAUCCUACCUUCAGCGGGUGUCGCUGAUCGGCGGAGAUCCGCGAUACGCCUAGUAAUAAAGCACUUUUUCGGAUGGUGUUGCUUUGUACUCUAUGGGUAACGGGCCUGACUCCUGAUGCCUUCAAAGGCUCUCACUCGACAGCAGCACUGUUUUAAGGGACCGGCUUUUAUGAGGAAAAAUGUGACAGUCACGGUAGAGUUUCAUCAUGCUCCCCCCCCCCCCCCCCCCCCAAGUCAAAUGCACCUGCAGCACCUUUGACCUUUGUGGUCACCUCAAGAAAUGAAGCAUGUGGUUAAGGUGCCGGUUCAAAAUGGAAUCUGUGCACUUCACAGCUGCCUGUGUUCUUGCAUGAACACAUGGCCACGUUUUCUCGUUUUUAGGACAAAGAAACCUUGGAAUUGAACUCUACAGAGAUAAAACUGAUAACGCAAGACUGAAUAAUUGUGUCAAAUGAAAAACUUCUUAAAAUGCUGUUAAAGAACCUGAGCAGUACUGUUCCAAAGGUAGGUACUUGAUCUCUGGAGCGUGGACGUGAAAGAUGAGCACCCUAAAAUCUUUUUUAUGUCACAGACACUGUUUUUAUGGUGAGACUAAAGACGACAAAGAGAUGCUCAAAAAAACAAAAAAAAAAAAUCAUGGGGUCAAACAGUUUAAGAUGUAGCACCACUGCUUGGUUCAUGGAAUGCUGGACUUAUAUAAACGAAAAUGAAAAUCAGCUUUGUAACUUUGCUUUUGUUUACUGCACAGGAAAACCAAACUUGGCAAAAUUAAUGUUUUUUAUCCUUGUUUUUAACAAUUUAACCAUAAAGACUUUUUAAAAUUCAAUGUCUAAUAAAUAUUUAAAAAGAAAAUUAUUUAAGCAAUGCAUAAAAGGAAAAUCCAAGAUUUGUUUUUUUCAACCAUGCUUCCAUUUCUAUUUAUCAUUUUUUUCAUACUUCAUUGCUCUGAAACUAUAUAAUUACUUUUUUUACUUUUUCAAUGCACAAAUGUGUUGUUUAUGUGUACUGCAAAGAGAUCAUUUUGAUAAAGAGUCCUGAGAAAUGGUUAUUGAAAUCUAGCAAAUGUAUCUUCUGUUUCAUUUCAUCCUUAUAUACUGUGGUGUUACCCUUGCCUUUGGGCUUCACACCCAACAGGCUUUGCAGUUGCUAUGGGCGUGGUCUGAUUCUGUGUUUAUAUAUAAGAUGAUUUGCCCGCCUUAUUUUCUGUUGGCAUUUGAGUGAAUAAAGAAAGCUUCACAUUCAAAAGUCAA